UGCGAAUAACGGACCAUGCUCACAUCUCAGCUGACCCCUGGUGACCCUAGCGGCUCCAAACGUGUGAAUUCGCCCCCUCCCUUUUUUUUGCCAGAAUUUGGGCUUCAAACCGGAGGAGAGAGACUUUAUAAAUGACAGACUACGCUGAAGAGCAGGACAACGAGAUAGAAGCGCUAGAAUCUAUUUAUCCUGACAUCUUGGAGGUUUUAGAGACAGAGCCUCACUGCUUCAAACUCUCCCUGUCAGCAGAGACAGACAGCCAUGAAGAAGGAGCCCCGCUGGGGGUUGACCUGCAGUUCACCUACGUGCCGACCUACCCCGACGCCCCCCCUGAGAUGGAGGUAUUGUCGCCACAGAACCUCACCGAGCAGGACGUCAGCUCCAUACAGGACCUGCUGCAACAACAGGCUGAGGAGAACCUCGGCAUGGUGAUGGUGUUCACUCUGGUGUCAGCUGUGCAAGAGAGACUGAGUGAACUGGUCGAGGAGAAGAAGAAACAGGCGGAAGAAGAGAGGGAAAGAAAACAGAGAGAAGAGGAAGAAAAAGAAAAGAAAAGAUUUGAGGGCACCAGAGUCACUAUAGAAACCUUUCUGGCAUGGAAAGACCGGUUUGACCAGGAAAUAGCGGAAAAGAAGAAAUCUAAAAAAGAAGAAGACAACAGUAAAAAGUUAACAGGAAAACAGCUAUUCGAACGGGACACAUCACUGAACGACUCAGACGCAAGAUUUCUGGACAAUGAAGACAUUACUCUUGGUGCAGGUGAUGAGAGCGUGGAGGUCGACGAGUCACUGUUCCAAGACAUGGCCGAUCUCGACCUUGACGAGGAGCUUGACCUUGAAGACUGAGGAUCAUCCUUAAAGACAUUGUGCAGCUUCUCAGGAGAGACAAGACCCGGUGGUUAUUCUGGAUGCCGACAUCUAAGACUCACAAAACAACUUAAGGGCUUACAGACACUACAUAAGGACUCCCUGACAUAUUGCAGAAUUUUCACCAGGUUUUUAAUCCCUCUUUAAUUCCCAGAACUUUCCAGUUUUAAAGUCAGAAAUUAUGUCUGUGGGUUGUUGCAUACAUGUUGUAUGAAGUAUUUCAAAACGUGCUGCUCCUUUGACAAACCUGUAAUGUAUUGUGCAAAGCAGGGAUGACAUCCUGUCUAUACUUUUCGAUAAGAUAUUGUCAGUAAUGGGCAAAUUUCAACGAAAAGUAAAAAAAAAAUCAAAAUCUGGGUUUUGCACAGGCACAAUACAUUCUGCCAACUGUCUCUUGUAUGUGGUAUGUUCAGGCCAUGCCAAUUUAAUCUCUUGGUUCUCGUUUGUACGAAAUUAAUGGAGUGGGCGAGAACAAUGAAAACAAAAAGAAGGAACUUCAUUAAUAAAGUGAAAAAUGUAACAGCCCGGAAAUCAUGGACUUUCUUCCAACGAUCUUAGGCAUUAAUUAUAUCAGUGACUCAUGCUCAUAUGCUGAAAGACAUCCUGUACAUCUAUUUCUUUUUCAGAUCUCUCACUCACUCACUCACUCACUCACUCACUCACUCACUCACUCACU
Messenger RNA from Branchiostoma belcheri (Belcher's lancelet), 1542 nucleotides. RefSeq names its product RWD domain-containing protein 1-like. The transcript has 7 exons. Lineage: Eukaryota; Metazoa; Chordata; Leptocardii; Amphioxiformes; Branchiostomatidae. The record is from RefSeq and is a predicted model, not a curated record. Gene Ontology annotation, biological process: cytoplasmic translation. The coding region runs from base 132 to 845 and encodes 237 amino acids. Gene Ontology annotation, molecular function: protein binding.